Paralichthys olivaceus (Japanese flounder) is the source of this 2516-nucleotide messenger RNA. RefSeq names its product potassium channel tetramerization domain containing 5b (gene kctd5b). Gene Ontology annotation, biological process: protein homooligomerization; proteasome-mediated ubiquitin-dependent protein catabolic process. NCBI's taxonomy places the organism in Eukaryota, Metazoa, Chordata, Actinopteri, Pleuronectiformes, Paralichthyidae. Gene Ontology annotation, molecular function: cullin family protein binding. The record is from RefSeq and is a predicted model, not a curated record. Gene Ontology annotation, cellular component: Cul3-RING ubiquitin ligase complex; cytoplasm.
CGUUUCUUCUGGAAUAAUUUAUGCAUCUGUCAGUGCUGGUGGAGUGGGUUAGUAGGAGUGGCCCAGGCGCUGGCUGCCUGCUUUGCAUGAACCGUGGACUCUCCAAGUUAGCGGCUGCAGCGCGGAUAUUUCCUGUCAGACAGAGCCGAGCCGAGGCGAGGCUAGGGCGGAGGAGAGAGUGAGGGAUGGCAGAGAGUAGCUCCGAGACGAGCGGCUCCGUUCACCGGAGAUGUGUGGCCCAUUCCCCGGCGGCGGAGAGAAACAUUUCAACCGGUGUCGGGGCAUCGAAGUGGAUCCGCCUGAACGUCGGGGGCACGUAUUUUCUAACGACGAGACAGACGCUGUGUCGGGAUCCAAAAUCAUUUCUGUACAGACUGAGCCAGGCUGACCCCGAGCUCGACUCCGACAAGGAUGAAACUGGUGCCUAUCUCAUAGACAGAGACCCUACAUACUUUGGGCCAGUGCUUAACUACUUGAGGCAUGGCAAACUGGUGCUCAACAGGGACUUGGCAGAGGAAGGUGUUUUGGAAGAAGCCGAAUUCUACAACAUUACAUCAUUAAUAAAGCUCAUCAAGGACAAGAUCAGGGAACGCGACUGCAAAACAUCACAGGUUCCAGUGAAACAUGUGUAUCGGGUGCUGCAGUGCCAGGAGGAGGAGCUGACACAGAUGGUGUCAACCAUGUCGGACGGCUGGAAGUUUGAACAGCUUGUCAGUAUAGGUUACGGGCGGGCCCACCAGUCAGAGUUUCUGCUGAUUGUGUCAAGGGAGGUGAAGGGAGAGGAGUCUGCUUUGCCAAACAACAGCGGAGAGCUGGUCAGCAUAGGCUCCUCUUACAACUACGGAAACGAAGACCAAGCCGAGUUCCUGUGUGUAGUCUCCAAGGAGCUGCACAAUCAAUCAUACGGGACAAACAGUGAGCCCAGUGAGAAGGCUAAGAUUCUUCAGGAAAGGGGUUCCCGGAUGUGAAGAGGACUUAGUAUUAUGAGCUCCAGGUGUUAUGAGGCAAACAUAUCACCUCUGUGGAAGAACGUCUGGCACAAUGGAGAUUUAAAAGGGGGGGGGGGGUGUACAUUUAUGUUGUUUCCCCUCCAUCUUUAUUUUUAUUUCUUGAUGUAAAUAAGUCUGUUUACUGACAAGUUGUGCCUGUACACUUAAACUGGACCUUUAUGAAUUUGCAGCACGUUUUUUUUUUUCUUUUCUAAUUGAGAGUAAGGAAAAGCAAUCUACAAAUUUUUUAUGCUAUAAAAUAUGGCCGUCAUCAUAUGAGGCCAAUGAUUCACUCAGGGUCAUCUGUUGAAUUAAUUCUACUCUCCAGCUCAAGGGUCUGGUAAGGGAUCAGUACGGUCUGUGUAACUCAAAAGUAUCAACUCAAAAUCAUUUUUUUAAAGAUGUUAAGAAGGGAAUUGUGCAUUUCUUUAGUGCAUGUUUGAGAGUCGGGCUAUUAAAUGUGAAAUUCACCCCCAAAAACAAGUUGACAUGUCUUUUCCAAAGAUUUCAAACUGUUACACUGAGAUUUGUGAUCAUGAGGAUCCCAACUACACAUCACUCAUUUUGUCAGAUGUGUUGGAGGUGGCAUUUUUUUUUCUCAGUUACGGUUAAUGGUCAGAAAAGGGACAAAAAAUGUCACUGUGAUCUGACUGCAAUGCUGAAGGGGCAUUAGGUAAUUUAUCAAAUACAGGUCCUUUUAUUGGUGAUGAGAAAAAGACCUAUAAUGAAGAGAAGUCCCAUUUUCACAUUGUCUAAAUAAGCUCACCUGAGAGAGACGGCAGAUGCAGGACAUUUCUUUUUCAUGCACUUUCUUGGCUGGAGAAGUAAAUGUGUUGCUACCGUAGCUGCUUGUGGCACCGUGCACUGUAUCUUGCAACCUUAGUAACCCAACUACCCACUGAUACGGUCAUGUGUGCUGUGAGGUCAGCUAAUUGUUACAUUUCCAGGAAGUCCACUUAUUUUUAUUAUAAGGGUCGAACGUUUUUUAGUUUUAAUCUUAGUCACGUAAAGAAAGAAAGAUUUAAUGUCUGAGUGCAAGUUUAUAUCAAUCUUCAGAACUUGUAGUUUAGUUUGAGACCUCAUGUUCAUAAAUCUAAAGUUAACUGCCAAAAACAUUUAUUUUGUUUAAAGGUGAUGAUAUUUUUUUUGACAUAAGUGUCCACCAUUAAUUUCCUGUUUACUGUGUGGGGGGAAAAAAACAUCCUCGAGACAAAGGUGUUUUUUAAUUUUUCCCACCGACGGCUGAGUUUUCCUUUAAUGGCUUGUUUCGUAUGUUUGGGGAACGUCUCGUUUAUGAUCUUUUUUUUUUCGAGGGGAAGUAUUUGUUGUGUUUGGGGACUGGAACUGUUUGACGGCAGUGGCGAAGGACUUUCUGUUCAUAUCCAGAUGAUUUUUGUUUUGAUGUAAAUAAUCCAAAUUCAAUAUUAAUAUUUAACUCUUAACAGAAAAACUGCACGUUUUGUACACUGUAUAGAAAACACAACUCCAAAAUGGAAGUUGUUUAUACUGGAUCUUUAAAAAAAAAAA